Oncorhynchus keta (chum salmon) is the source of this 792-nucleotide messenger RNA. Its product is annotated as keratin-associated protein 4-3-like. The coding region runs from base 1 to 792 and encodes 263 amino acids. NCBI's taxonomy places the organism in Eukaryota, Metazoa, Chordata, Actinopteri, Salmoniformes, Salmonidae. The transcript is spliced from 2 exons. The record is from RefSeq and is a predicted model, not a curated record.
AUGCUCUCGAUGAGCUGCUACAUUAAGAGCUGCUACACUAAGAGCUGCUACAUUAAGAGCUGCUACACUAAGAGCUGCUACUUUAAGAGCUGCUAUACUAAGAUCUGCUACAUUAAGAGCUGCUACUUUAAGAGCUGCUACAUUAAGAGCUGCUACUUUAAGAGCGGCUACACUAAGAGCUGCUACAUUAAGAGCUGCUACAUUAAGAGCUGCUACAUUAAGAGCUGCUAUACUAAGAGCUGCUACAUUAAGAGCUGCUACACUAAGAGCUGCUACUUUAAGAGCUGCUACAUUAAGAGCUGCUACAUUAAGAGCUGCUAUAUUAAGAGCUGCUAUACUAAGAGCUGCUACAUUAAGAGCUGCUACACUAAGAGCUGCUACUUUAAGAGCUGCUACAUUAAGAGCUGCUAUACUAAGAACUGCUACACUAAGAGCUGCUACACUAAGAGCUGCUAUACUAAGAGCUGCUACAUUAAGAGCUGCUACAUUAAGAGCUGCUAUACUAAGAGCUGCUACAUUAAGAGCUGCUAUACUAAGAGCUGCUACAUUAAGAGCUGCUAUACUAAGAGCUGCUACAUUAAGAGCUGCUACUUUAAGAGCUGCUACUUUAAGAGCUGCUACACUAAGAGCUGCUACUUUAAGAGCUGCUAUUUUAAGAGCUGCUACUUUAAGAGCUGCUACACUAAGAGCUGCUACUUUAAGAGCUGCUAUUUUAAGAGCUGCUACUUUAAGAGCUGCUACAUUAAGAGCUGCUACAUUAAGAGCUGCUACAUUAAGAGCUGCUACAUUUAG